Molecule: messenger RNA, 1149 nt
Organism: Vespa mandarinia (Asian giant hornet)
Lineage: Eukaryota; Metazoa; Arthropoda; Insecta; Hymenoptera; Vespidae
Product: innexin inx2-like
Biological process (GO): phototransduction
Cellular component (GO): gap junction; plasma membrane
Molecular function (GO): gap junction channel activity
Source: RefSeq, a predicted model, not a curated record
AAGAGGAAAAAGUAGAAGAAGUAGAAGAAGAAGCAAAAGCAGAUCAGUGGCAUGUUGGAACUCUUUUCCCCUAUCAAGUGUCUUCUUCAAGAGGAACGAAUUCGGAUCGACAACGUUGUGUUCAGGUUACAUUCACGUGCUACGGUUCUCUUAUUUCUCGUCUGUGCUACGUUGGUAACCGCUAAACAGUUCAUAGGCGAACCAAUUAGCUGCAUCUCCGAUCACAGCAUAGACAGAACGACGUUAAACGCAUACUGCUGGAUAUAUAGUACCUACACAGUGGCACGUCACUUAAAGGGAAUACCAGGUCGAACUGUGGCAAGUCCAGGAAUAGGAAAUGCAUCUCAGAACGACGAAUUAUAUUAUCAUCGUUAUUACCAGUGGGUUUGCUUUAUUCUCGGCUUACAAGCGAUUCUCUUUUACGUGCCCCGAGCGUUAUGGGGAAUAUGGGAAAGGGAUACCGUCACUUUGCUCGCGAGGGACCUUUCCACUUCGUUUCUGGAUCGAGAUGCUUGGACCGAGAAUAGAAAGCGUCAAUUAGUCGACUAUUUCAUUGAGGGUGAACUUCGAAUGACGCACAAUUUCUACGCUCUACGUUAUUUCCUCUGCGAAGUUUUCAAUUUUCUCAAUACGAUAGGACAAUUAUAUCUCUUGGAUCUAUUCUUCGAGGGUGAAUUUAGACAUUACGGAGUUGCGGUUUUAACAUUUCCUAAGGAAAAACAAUAUCAUAGGAUAGAUCCGAUGACUCGACUCUUUCCCAAGGUCACCAAGUGCACGAUGCACACCUUCGGUUCGGCCGGCUCGAUGCAAAUUCAUGACGCUCUUUGCGUUCUCUCGUUGAACGUUAUGAACGAAAAGGUCUUCUUCUUUAUUUGGUUCUGGCUAAUAUUUCUAAUGAUUCUCGGCUUUCUUGCUCUUUUUUAUAGGAUCAUUGUUUUCUCUCAACCGAGGAUAAGAGUCUAUCUUUUGCGAGCUUCGAUGAGGACCCUUGCGCAUGCCAAAGCAAAUACCAUAGUUCGAGUGCUUACUUUUGGCGAUUGCUUUCUCCUCCAUCGACUAGCACAGAACGUGAGCCCGAUCAUAUACCGGGAGCUAAUCGAUGAGUUGGCAAUCAGCCUAUCGACGAAGCAUUUCAAAGAAUUAGUCUAA